Molecule: messenger RNA, 1462 nt
Organism: Papilio machaon (common yellow swallowtail)
Lineage: Eukaryota; Metazoa; Arthropoda; Insecta; Lepidoptera; Papilionidae
Exons: 8
Coding region: 8-1438 (476 amino acids)
Molecular function (GO): protein binding
Source: RefSeq, a predicted model, not a curated record
UGUUAUAAUGAUGGAAAAUAAAAGAAAUGUUUCUGCCCAAUUUAACAUACCUAUGCCGCUAAUGAGUGACUUAGAUACAAUGCGUAAACUUAUCGGAAAUUACAGGAAUCGAAUAUUGAGAGAAUUUGUUACCGAUGAUAAGGAAUUUAAAAGCACUUUGGCUAUUUCAUAUGGUAUGAAGAGACCACCAGCGCCAAAGAAAACAUGGAUUCAAGAGAACCACGAUCGAUUUAUUGCAAAUACGCCGAAUGAAUAUUUAAUACAACAAAGCUUUUUGACACAAAUGGGUUUCGUUACUUCCUUGAUUUAUACCCCUGAUGGUGAAAAUAUCAUUGUGGGCCAUUCCAGUGGAUUGAUCCAGAUGCGGAAUGGCAGUACAGGAACAGUGCUUUGUACUUUGCGGAACAUCCAGUAUCCGCCGAAGCCGGUGUACGCUCUCGUGUACAGUUUGCACGAGGAGAGAGUCUGCUAUGCAGCUUGCAUGGACGGCGCUGUCUACCGUAUCGAAAUACCUAAUAUAACUGUAUCAACUCAAGAUCCACCGGAUUAUUGCAUCAGAGCGGACCCUGCGCUUGAAUGUUUGAACACACAGUUCUACGGAGCGCCGGGAAUAUCGUCCUCGGCCACUCCGUUCGUGACACAGAGGACGCCGGCUCUCUCGCUGGGCAUUACAGCUGACCAGUCGAAAUUGGUCGUUGGUUACGCGGACGCCAGCAUAAAAGUAUACGACAUGGAAACCCAAGAGUUGGAUAUGACAUACAAAGUGCAAAAGUUGCGCUUACAGUUCAUACCAAAGAAAUUGCAACGUAUGCACAGUGACCAAGUCUGUGCGUUGCGAUGUCACGACCAAUUCGUCUAUAUGUUCGCCAGUGGAGCUUGGGACAGGACUUUGAGGAUUUGGGAUGUUAGAUGCCAAACUGGUUGCGUCACGACAUUCGAAGGUGUUAAUGUAUGUGGUGAUAGUAUUGAUUUAAAUAAAAAUCAAUGCAUAGUCGGUAGCUGGCAACCGACUGAAGCUUUGACAGUAUGGGAUAUAAUUGCUAAGAAAAAAGUUAACGUUAUACGAGUUCAGAAUCGAAGACCAGAUGUCGAUGGAGAGUAUAUUUACACAUGCCGAUAUUGGAAAUCAAAAGACUACAAUCGCAAAGGCAAAUACGCUCUAAUAGGUGGCAGUGGAACUAGCUGUUUGGAAGUAAUCAACUUACACAACCGGUACAUCAGUUGUUCGUACCCGGCCGCCGGGAGCAUCCUAGCGGUCGCGAGUUACCAGGAGCGCAUAGCCUUCGGUGGUACAUCACCAGUACUAUAUAUAGUCAGCUUUCACGACCCCAAACACGAGAAAUACAAAGACGAUGUAGAAGUUGAGUCUUCCACUUGGACACCGCGGAAGAGUGUAUUGGAUUAUUCGUCGACGGUGGAACAGCAGGGCGAUACCUGAUUGACCACAAAACGUUUUAAAGUG